This is a messenger RNA of Microbotryum saponariae, 472 nucleotides long. The record is from the annotation of a GenBank genome assembly. Lineage: Eukaryota; Fungi; Basidiomycota; Microbotryomycetes; Microbotryales; Microbotryaceae.
AUGUGCUGGGACGAGGCGUCAUCUCCUGCAAGAAAGGUCAUUGAAUCGUUUUUCAAUGUGCUCCUGCAAUACACAACUCUUCUCGCGCUCUUCGAGGUUAAGAUCGCCGCGCUCGCCCAGAUGGAUCCUAGGUGCCCUCGCUCGCACCUUCGAAACCGAUGUGGAUCGCGCAUUCGCGAGCUUUUUCACAUUCGACCUUCGAGCUGCAACGCGGGACUUGCUCGAUCAUUACGCAUACCUGAUCGAAGCUGAAGCUGGAGCAGCCGGCACUACUAAGAUUGACCCGUACUCGUUGGAAUUGUUCUCGGAGAUUGGACGAACGGACCGAACUGAGAGCGAUGCCCUGGUUUAUGUCUACCGCGGGACAACGCUCGUGUUGACGAUGGCGAUUGACUUCAAGUGCGAGAAGGUGCACCACGAACUAGCCAAGGGCCACGCAACACGAACGGAUCCGAUGAUUCUGCCGCGUUGA